AAAUUAGCGCUUCGACUGAGGAUUUUUCCAUCCUGUCAAGGUCCACAGACUCCCUGAAUAAGGCGAAAGUGACACAACGAACUUCCAUCAUGGAAAAUUGUGACGUUCCUGUCCAUCUGGAAGAUCAUUCCUACUGGAGGAAGAGGAGACUCUCUGCACGCCAGGCAAACCGAGCAGGGAAGAGUGGAGACCACAGCAAGUGUCUGUGCUGCAGCACUGACCAGGUUCUGAAUGUAACCUCCGGGCCUCAGCACUCUGCAUCCACUGCCAACCUCUCCCGCAAGAGGAAACGAAGCUCUGCUCCUCUUCCUUCCAAACCUUCUACUGAACAUCGUGUGACCGUCAAUUUGGUCCCAAGCCUUCAGUCCACGAUCCCACCUGCUGACCUGCCAGGGAUAUCAAAUGUGCCUCCCAGCCCCCAGCCCUCCAGUGCUGAUAAGCAGCUGAGCUCAGCUGGUGUAAACCGUGAUGCUCCACUGAAAAUACACAACUGCUCAGUGGAAGAAUACCAGCAACUAUACCAUGGAGUGGUAGAUGAUAUGCUGAGAUACAAGAGUGGCAGGGUUCGUCCGUACAGUUUAAAGCUGGGACGACGUAUCAAGCAGAAGCUGUGGGACAGACUGGAUCGUCCCACGUUUACGUCAUCAGCCAAUGAAGACGGACUGGUGCACGUGGACGUAUCAUACGGGGUUGGAGUGUAUCCUCCCCUGUAUAAUGUUGAUACUUCUGGAGAACCAAGCCCUGAACAGCCACCAAACAAGAGAGCAAAAACCUCCAACUAA
Molecule: messenger RNA, 782 nt
Organism: Scatophagus argus
Lineage: Eukaryota; Metazoa; Chordata; Actinopteri; Scatophagidae
Exons: 4
Coding region: 90-782 (230 amino acids)
Source: RefSeq, a predicted model, not a curated record